UCUACGGAGCUGGUCCAGAUGAAGGCCCUCCUUCAGUCUCUCUGGGGGGAUGGUGACCGCAUUGAGCCUUCCCCUCCUGAACAGGCCAGGUCCUCGCAUUGCGAGGAGGAUGUUAUAUCAGUUGCGGCCUCGGGCACCCUCUUUCGAGAGGCCUUUCCGGAAUUGGGCUCCCGGACCUCAGGUUCGGGCUCCGGUGCCUCCCUGGGAGGUGCGAGGGAACCGGUGUCUGCAUUUAUUAAAACUGCUCUGGGCCGUUUGCAGCUGGACGUUCCCCUGGCCCAGCCUGCUCCAUCUAGCGCCUUCUUUAGGCGCCGUGAUGCCGAGGCUGCCUUUGUUGUUCCUCCCUCAGCAGAAUACGUCCAGGAGCUGCAUGCUUGUUGGACGGACACAAGGGCCUUUUCCCGCCCGACAGCGGAUGGCAAGGCCCUGGCUGCCAUGCACGAGGCACCCAAGUUCGGGUUGGGCUGCAUGCCCCUGUCGAGUCUGCCAUUGCCUCCUUCAUUGUUCCUCCCGAUGAGGUGUUGAGGACUAAUGCCCGUUGUCCACGACCGCAAUGCCGUGUCACGGACGACUUACUGUGUAGGGCCUACGACUCAGGUGCCCGGAUGGGCCGCAUAGGGAACUCAUUCUCCCAUCUGAUGUUGGGCCUCUCCUCCUCCUCGUUGGAAUCGGUUCCCUUGGGCCAGUCAACUCAGGGCUUGUUGGACGCCUCUCUGCAGGCCUUCGCCCUGAUGACGCGUGAGCUUGGUCGCACGCUCUCUUCAUUGGUCCAUGCUCGGCGCCAGGUGUGACAGAGACCGACUAGGGCCCAAGGGGACCAUGGUGGGGCCCAGGGUUUGCGCCCAGUUCGGUCUGCUCAUCCCGGUCGGCGUUUCCCAGGCCCUCCUGGGGCCAGGGGGCCCGCCGGUGAUCUGGAGCCGGCGGUGGGAUUUUUCUCCCCGGGCCAGCUCAGUUAUUGGGCUGUUCACGCCCCGGACUCGUGGGUGUUGUCCACUCUGUCCCGGGGAUACCGUCUUCAGUUCUGCCGCCGGCCUCCUACCCCCAGCCGGGCCAAGAUGACGGUCAUCUGCGACCCAAUGAAGGCUCGGGCCCUGGACCGGGAGAUCUGCACCUUGCUGGCCAAGGGUGUGAUUGUUCCGGUGGACCCCCUGCGGGAUCCCGGGGGUUUUUAUUCAGUUUAUUUUCUGGUUCCCAAGAAGACCAGCGGUCUUCGUCCAAUUCUGGACCUCCGGGGUCUGAACACUUUUCUCAAGGUUCUGCCUUUCUGUAUGUUGACCACCCGGGAUGUUCUGCAGGCGAUCUCCCCAGGAGACUGGUUCACGGUUAUCGACCUGGAGGACGCCUAUUUUCAUGUCCCCAUUGCUCCAGACCAUUGGCGUUUUCUCCGCUUUGCCUUUCACGGGAGGCACUUCCUGUUCCGUGUUCUUCCCUUUGGUCUUUCCCUCUCUCCUCGGGUGUUCACCCGGUGUGUGGCAGCGGCCCUUUCCCCCCUGCAGGCACGGGGACUGCGGAUCCUGCCCUAUUUGGACGACUGGCUCAUUUAUGCUGCAACCCGCGAUCAGGCGAUCCGAGACACCCGGACGGUGCUCGACCACAUACGUCAGCUGGGUUUGAGGGUGAACCUGGAGAAGAGCAGACUGACCCCCUCCCGGGUGACUAUUUUCUUGGGCAUGGUUCUAAAUUCUGGUUCCUUCUCCUCGGCGCGUCGUGAUAUCCUGGCCGUGCUUCCAAGCUUCCAUCUUGGCAGGGCUCCACGGUUUGUGUAGUGGCUGCGUCUUCUGGUCAUGCUCAAUGCUGCGUCCAGCAUGGUGCCUCUGGGGCUUCUUUCAUUGCGGCCCCUGCAGAUGUGGCUGAACGGGGUCGGCCUGGAAUCCCUCCCGGCGUACUCACCGGCUCCGACGGCUUCGAGUUGUGCCUCGGUGCCUACAGUCUCUGUCCCAGUGGCAGAACGGGUCCUACAUCAUGGCGGGUGUCCCGCUCGGCCCCCUUCCGUGUCGGAGGGAAGUCGUCCAUACGGAUGCUUCCUCCAAGGGUUGGGGAGCGACCUGGCAAGACCGUGCGGCUCAGGGGGUGUGGUCCCCGCGGCAGUGCGGGGUCAAUAUCAAUGUUCUGGAGCUGAUGGCUGUGUUCCUGGCGCUCCAUGCUUUCCUUCCAGGGCUGCAAGGACGACAUGUCUUGGUCCGAUCGGACAACACCACGGUUGUCUUCCAUAUAAAUCACCAAGGGGGGUCCAGGUCUCUGAGACUACUGUCCCUGGCCCGGCGGCUCCUGGUCUGGGUGCCGCCACGCCUUGCCAGCCUCAGGGCAGCCUAUAUUCCAGGUCUGCAGAAUGUCUCCACGGACUUUCUGUCUCGGCAGGUGCCACUUCCGGGGGAGUGGCGGCUUCACCCGGAGGUGGUGGAUCGCAUUUGGGCCACCUUCGGCACGGCGAACACCUUCCCCCGUUUCCCCUGAUCCCCCAGACGCUUCUGAGGGUUCUUCAGGACAGGCACGAGCUCCUGCUGGUAGCCCCCUUUUGGCCAGGGAGGACCUGGUUUCCUCUGCUGCGCAGGCUCUGCUCCAGCUUGCCGAUGUGCCUCCAAUCCAGGAGAGACCUCCUUUCCCAGAUGGGAGGCCGGAUUCUCCACCCCGAUCCGGGUCGCCUGAAACUCUCGCUGUGGCCUCUACAGGUGCAGGCUCUGCCUUCUCCCAUUAUGGGGGCAGCGUUGGACAGACCAUGACUGGCGCAUGGGCGCCGUCCACGCGGGCUGCAUAUGGUGCUAAGUGGGCGAUCUUUGCCGGCUGGUGCCGUGGUAAGGGACUGGACCCUAUUCGCUGUCCUGUUUCCCAUUUGCUGUCCUUCCUCCAGGAGUUGCUGGAUCUGUGGCGAUCCCCUUCCACCUUGAAGGUGUAUGUAGCAGCCAUUUCCCGUUGGCAUGUUGGGUUUGGUGGUUGCUCUGUUGGCUGGCAUGGGGAUGUCGCGCUGUUCCUGAAGGGUGCCAGGCGCUUGUGUCCGCCCAGGCGCCCUGUGGCCCCUACGUGGGAUUUGUCGCUAGUGCUUGCGGCUCUUCAGUCCCCCCCCUUUGAUCCCAUUACAGGGGCGGAUCUCAAAUGGCUCUCCCUGAAAACAGCCUUCCUGUUGGCCAUUGCUUCUGCCAAACGGGUGGGGGAAUUGCAUGCUCUGUCUGUGUCUGAACCAUGCUGUCGGUGGAACCCGGAUGGCUCCGGUGUUACACUGUGGACCAAUGCUUCCUUUGUGCCAAAGGUGCCUGCAGUGGCUGGCAGUGUGCUGCCGCUCCGGCUUUCCCGAUUUAAUCCUGGUGCCCCCUCUGAGCCUCUUUGCCCUGUCCGAGCGCUUGAGGCGUAUGUCCGCUCCAUGGCACCCAUUCGUCGGACUGACUGUCUCUUCGUUUGUUAUGCUGGCUCUCGGAAAGGUCAGGCCCUUUCUAGACAACGGUUGGCACGUUGGAUUGUGGAGAUGAUCUCUGUGGCUUACUCCUUGCAGGAUCAGCCCCUGCCGAGCGGCGUGCGCUGUCACUCCACUAGGAGCCUCUCCACCUCGUGGGCUGCCAUGACCGGGGUGCCUCUGGAGGCCAUUUGUGAAGCUGCUUCCUGGACGGCGCCAAGCACCUUUGCCAGGCUUUACAGGGUGAAUGUCGCCACGCCGCAUCCCCUGCAGGGAAUACUGGAGCAACCGCCUUCUGCGUCCCGCUGAGCAAGAUCCAGGGUCAAUUCAGACACAAGCAAGUAAAGAUCUACACACAAAACAGCCCUGGGUACGACUGUUUGAGCCAUGGACAAGGUUUUGCUGCUGGGCCUAUUGUGUCUGCAGGUUUUUCUGCUCACCACAGCCUUCACUUCUACGGAGAAAGCUGCUCUCCACACAGAUGAUCUACAUCGGCAGCUGGCUGAUCUGGUGGUAAAAGAUAAAGGCACGGAGGGGAUGAAACCUCGUCCCUGGAGAGGCUGUGGGUGGAAACCGGGGUCCUGUAAUAUUUUGGUGAAACCAAAGAAAAAAAACCCUGAGGCCAGUUUACCUAAGCCCGUUGAAGAUGUGAUGGAUUAUUGAAACAACUUCAUAGGCAUGAACAUCAAAAACAUAUGUUUCUCAACUUUCAUAUUUGUAAAAUCACAAAUGAAUCUUUACUUUGCAAUAUAAUGAACUGCUUCUGAGAACUAAAUAUUUUUUUCUAAUGCUCAUUAAAUAAAUAGAAAAUAAUUAAA
Girardinichthys multiradiatus is the source of this 4203-nucleotide messenger RNA. RefSeq lists its product as uncharacterized. The record is from RefSeq and is a predicted model, not a curated record. Gene Ontology annotation, molecular function: DNA binding. The transcript is spliced from 5 exons. Bases 2330 to 3694 code for a protein of 454 amino acids. NCBI's taxonomy places the organism in Eukaryota, Metazoa, Chordata, Actinopteri, Cyprinodontiformes, Goodeidae. Gene Ontology annotation, biological process: DNA integration; DNA recombination.